AUCGUUCGACCGAGAAAUCCUAGUCUAACUCUGUCGAAUUUCAUUCAACAGCUAUAGAGUUAGCCUGGGUUUCUGUCAAACUUCAUUGGAACCGGUUUAGUCAAUAAUCUGGCGUCGUUGAAUAGCUCUAAAAAUGGCGUAGUUGAAUUUCGGGGAAGGUACGGGGCAUAUGCAAAAUGUAAAGAAACGAUUGGGAUUUCACAACGAAAUCGCGAGCAGAAUGUGUGAUGCCAGCACGAAGGUAAAAACAAACGGUACGAGGCUUAGGAGAUUGCUAUUAGAUGGAGGAUCGCAAGUGUUAAGAAAACUGUUCGACGGCAUCCAUUCUAGCAGUGCUUUACCUAGCGUCCUGAAAACCAACGAAGAAGAUCUCAAGAAGAAAUGCAAAUUUCCUAGUCAAAUCGAAUUAUUGUUUCCUAUUGAUGGACAACCAGACUCUAAAAAAUUUGAUAUCACUCUACUGACAUUACUUUUGAGAAACAUUUGUAGUCUAACAGCUCCUCCUACAGGAUGGGGAAAGGAGCCAUCUCCUUCAGACCAGAGCAAGGAAGCUAACAUUGUAAGAAUCAAGUUAUUUAGAAACAAGAUUCAACAUCUUCCAGGAAGUGGAAUCAGUGACGAACAGUUUGAAGAAUUGUGGAACGAUCUAUCUUCACCUUUGAUGGCUUUGGGUCUUCCAGAAGACGAAAUAGAGAAACUCAAAGUUACCCCGAUCGAUGACAGUUCUGAAAUCCAAGAACGGUUUAAAACACUGUGCGAUCACGAGCACAGGAUAGAGAGCCUAGAGGAGAAAAUAAACGAGUAUGGAGCCCAAAUCUCUACCAACCAUGCCCAAAUCUCUACCAACCAUGCCCAAAUUGAGGAGAUAAAAGAGGAGCUUCAAAAUCGAAAGAAACAGGAGACAGUUAAGAGUUGCAUUCCCGACGAACCCUCAAUUUUUAUUGCCCGAAAAGAAGAGCUGAAAGAAAUUAUAGAUGCAAAAACUAUCGAUGACAUACCUUAUGUGUUAAUCCACGGUAUGGCUGGAAUCGGUAAGUCGACCCUCAUCAAGAAAGCUUCGUGGCAUCUUGUUUAUGAACAUAACAAAACUGUCUACUUUGUUGAUUUGUGCCGCUGUAAAGCAACUGAAGAAGAGAUAUCAAAGACCAUAAAUUACACCUUAUACCGGGGUACAAAAGUCGAAAACGAACCCCGAGAAGCACUCAAUAUCUGGGCCAGAAACUUGGACCGAAAAGUGAUUCUUGUGUUGGAUAAUGCUGAACAUGUUUUGAGCAGCAGUGAGCCACGAACGGGAAAUGAUGCCAACUGUGAAUCUGGUAUGUCAUGCCUCGUAAAGAUUCUGCUAGAAUUAAGAAAAUUUUCUUCUCUAAAUGUAAAUUAUUUGAUUGCCUCGCGCGAAAUCUUGAAUUUUGACGCCAUUGACGUGCCUAGGAAAGAUAUAACUCUCAAACCGUUUGAACAAAAUGAAAGUUUAGAAUUCAUAAACCGUGUUCUCUCAGAAGAAACAASAGRCAGSUCUGAAUUAACUAACGACCGUAAACAAGAGAUUGUCAAGUUAUGUUYCAAUAUACCGCUUGCUUUACGCAUUGUCAUCCCUUUGCUGGACGAUUACAAAACUGACGAAUUAAUCAAGAAGUUAUCAAAGCCAGUGGAAAAUAUAAAAAAAUUGAAAGAAGCCGUUUCCUUAUCGUUUGAAAAACUCGAUGAUACGUUGCGUGGUCAUUUAGUAAGGCUUACGAUUUUUCCAAGGUUUUUUGCUGUUGAUUCCGCGUUGGCAGUUAUGGGAGUGGAUGACCUGGAUGAUGCAGUUCAGGUGCUUAUGAAACUGUAUGCAAAAAGUCUUUUGCAACGCGAAAAAAGAAAAUAUAGUCUUCAUCCGUUUAUUCACGAGUUUGUUGUUGAUUAUGGCAAUGCGGAAAAAAACAAAUAUCUUCUUGAAGAAGGAAAAUUGAAUUUUCUAAGUUAUUUUCAGUCUUUACUUUUAGAAAAUACAAAGUUGUACUGGACUAAAGAUUCUUGUAAGCAAUCUUUGAGUGCUUUCCGUGAAGACAGGCAAAAUUUCGAGAAAGCUUUGGAACUUUCGCUUUGUGUUCCUGUGGAUCUGAAUGAAACAAGAAUGGAAAACACUAAGAGAAUACUAGAUGAACUGACUAACGUUAUUUUGUACCUUGUGGCCUGCACCUCUUGGGAUCUGCUAGGAAGGUUGCUGGAUAACUUCAUUACCUUAGCCAAGAAGAACGACUUGCCUAGUCGAGAAUUAGAAUCACUAUGUUGGAAGGGCCAUAUGGCUCGAAGAAAAGGUGACAACGAAGAAUAUGAGAAGUUACUGAAACAGGCUGACAAAGUAUACCAGAGUGGCUUACAAAUUGAUGACAGAGCUAAAAUAUGCUACAAUUCUGCCAAAGGACGUUACUUUGUUUACAAACGAAAUUAUGAACAGGGAGUCAAGGCUUUUGAAGAAAUCAUCGAGUUUUGUAUGGAAAAGGAAGACAACGAUUCCAGGCUGAAUGAAGAUUAUACAAGAGCUAACUUGGAGCUAGGACACAGCUUGAAGGGCAAGAAAGAUUUCAAAAAAGCAGUGGAAAAGUAUAAGCAGGCGAAUGCCAUUUAUGAGAAACAUUUAGGACUACACAUAAAGACAGCUAUUAGUUUUAAAGACAUUGCAGAUGGAUAUUUGACUCAAGGUGAUGCUCAAUUGCGAGAUGGUGAUAAUGAGCAGCAAGCACUAGACUACUAUAAGAAGGCAAAUGAUAUUUAUAAUAAGGCAAUUGAUAUGUUGACCGACUUGAAUAGUGAUUCAGAAACCCAUAUGAUUUUGCUUUUGAAAAACAAAGGCAUUUGCUGUAGGAAAUUGGAAAAAUAUGAAGACAGCGAAACACACUUCAUGAAGGCAAUAACCAUUGCAGAAAACAAUCUUAAAGAAAAUCAUAGGUACAAGUGUUUGGUGAAGGAGGGGUUAGCUCAUCUACAUGAUGAAAUGGGGAACAAAGAAAAAGCUAGAACAUUUGCUGAAGAGGCCAAUGAAAUGGCAAAGAACUUAAAGUCUGGUGAUUGUAUUAAAGAUAGAGAAAGACUAGAAACAAUUCUCAGCUAUAACUCAACCAGUUGAAUCUGAAAUACGUGCUAUUAAUUUAGAGGCGAGUGCAUUUAAAAAUCCAUGCACCCAACCGUAGGUCUAAAUCGAUGAACACUAUUAACAUAAAUUUGUGCAUGAUAUCUUGAAACAUUUUAGGUAUAAUUCGUUGUAAUCCCUUUUCGGCGACAGACCGUUUUGCCAACAAUAGCACUUAUAUCUUGUGGCGAGAAUAAGGUACGUUUGUCAUUGGGGGUAAG
This is a messenger RNA of Actinia tenebrosa (Australian red waratah sea anemone), 3333 nucleotides long. RefSeq lists its product as uncharacterized. NCBI's taxonomy places the organism in Eukaryota, Metazoa, Cnidaria, Anthozoa, Actiniaria, Actiniidae. The record is from RefSeq and is a predicted model, not a curated record. Gene Ontology annotation, molecular function: protein binding; ADP binding.